ACUGCGGUAUAAUAUAUGUAUAUACCUGGUAGUGCAGUUGUUUGUUGUCAUCCUAAAGAGGUUAUGUUUUCUUGCUUGUACACAAGACGUGUAAUUUUUAUGUUAAGUUUGUUAAUAAAAAGUGUUGGAGAGGAUUAAUAAACUGUAAACUAUUCAAUAAGCAAAUAGCCCCGUCAUUUAUUAUAUAAGGCGAAUCGACAAAAUGAGUUCUGCGAAUGCGGAUUCUUUGAUAUUGCCAACAACUGAAAAAUCAGAAACGUUCAACGAGAACAAAAAUGACGAUGGCAAGUCAAAAUUUUCAAUGGAGCAAGAAAGCAGAGAUGAGUUGUUUGACAACGAAAUUAUUUUGCCAAAUCCAUCGUCAGCAGCUCCGAGUGUUCAAAGCGUGCAACCUAUGAAAGAGCGACGAGAGAGUAAAGAUGGCAAAGAAAAGAGCAGAAAAGAACUAGAAGAGGAGGAACGAGAAAAGAUGCAAGUCCUUGUGUCCAAUUUCACUGAAGAUCAGUUGGAUAGGUAUGAGAUGUACAGACGAGCUGCUUUUCCCAAAGCAGCGAUCAAAAGGAUCAUGCAGACAAUAACUGGAUGUUCUGUGUCGCAAAACGUCGUAAUAGCAAUGUCAGGUAUUGCAAAAGUGUUCAUUGGUGAGAUUGUGGAGGAGGCUCUGGACGUUAUGGAAGAGUGGAAUGAGAGUGGGCCACUACAGCCAAAGCACUUGAGAGAAGCUGUCAGAAGACUGAGACUGCAGGGCCAGAUUCCCCAUGGCAAAUCGAAAAAAGUGUUCUCUAGGAUAUAAAGUUAACCUUGUACCAAAAAUGUAAUUACGUACAUCUACAACUUGAGACGAUAAGGACUCGACCUAGGACUAAUUUUGUAUAUUCAAUUGAGGAAAUUUUUACGUAUCACUAAAUCUACAGACAUCGUCUGAUUUAUAAGGUGACAAAAAUGUAGAUAUAUCAAAUGAUUUGUCGAGUAAUUAGUGUAAAAAUUAUCUGAUGAAUUUCAAGAUUUUAUGAAAAAUGUACGUAGAUUACGAAUACUGAUAUUUUAAAAUGAAACUAUGUUCAUAUUAGUAUGGAUUAAUUAUUGUAAUGUAAGACGCAGUAAAAGAAAUAAAUAUAAUAUUUUACUAUAUUCACAUUACAGGUUCAGGCUUUGCUUACUGAACUUUAACUUUGUAAGAUUCAAGUAACUUUAUAAACUUUUUCUUAGGCGAUACGUUUUCUGAUUAAAAAUUAUCUGCAAAUAGUUCGUUAUAUAAA
Copidosoma floridanum is the source of this 1259-nucleotide messenger RNA. It is a transcript of the gene Taf11, whose product is annotated as TATA-box binding protein associated factor 11. Gene Ontology annotation, cellular component: nucleus; transcription factor TFIID complex. Gene Ontology annotation, molecular function: RNA polymerase II general transcription initiation factor activity; protein heterodimerization activity. The record is from RefSeq and is a predicted model, not a curated record. NCBI's taxonomy places the organism in Eukaryota, Metazoa, Arthropoda, Insecta, Hymenoptera, Encyrtidae. Gene Ontology annotation, biological process: RNA polymerase II preinitiation complex assembly; transcription initiation at RNA polymerase II promoter.